UAAACUGAAGCCACAAGUGAAGAAGCCACGUCGGUGCGUGGUAGUUACGAUUACUCCCGGGCCGGCAUCGUCUUCCAUUCCGUCCCACGCGCUCCCGAGUUCCGACUGGUCUCUGGGGCGGCCGGGCGGAGCUCAGAUCCCCGGCGGGCGGACUCCAGAUCGGGAAAGGCCCAGCUCCAAGGAAGAAAGAAUGGUGAAGGAUGUCCAUGAGCCAUCGAACGGCGUGUCUCUGAACAGUUCGCCUUCGCAAAGUAUUGUUAAUUCAGAAAAGGUUAAUCCUGGACAAAUUCCAGAGUUGACAUGGGAACACAAGCUAAGCCAUGUUAGAUAUGAUUUGCCGUCAUUUGGACUUACAUGGAGGGAGAUACGGCAGAUGGCUGGUCUUGGUUUGCGUCUUGGUCGACACAUCCUUGAGGAAACUUCAAAAGGACGAACUGCUAUUAUUGAUCCCAUGAAGAAGCGCACUGCAAGAUCUGGUCAGGGUGUUCCACUUGGAGGCAUUGGGAAGUAUUGGAAGAAGCUGCAAAGGCGAGUUUCAACGCUGGCAAUUGUUCCCCGGAGCCUGUGAAGAUAAGCCAGUAAUGGCAAAUCAAUUUUCUGUAAGUCUUAGCUAUUCUACUUCGUCCCACUUAGGCAC
This is a messenger RNA of Triticum urartu, 637 nucleotides long. The record is from RefSeq and is a predicted model, not a curated record. Lineage: Eukaryota; Viridiplantae; Streptophyta; Magnoliopsida; Poales; Poaceae.